AGAUUAAAGUAUGUGGACUUUCCUACCCUCUCAGUAUAAAUGCGAAAUGCAUCAGCUUUCACUCUACAAACUCACAAGAUUCUCCGUCUCAACUAUUUGUACCUUAAAAUGGAUGGACUCAUUAAGAUGUUACUUUGUUUAGGCCUUGUAUUUUUACUUACGGCAGGGGCAUCUGCGUUUCCUGGUAAGAGCCACAGUGGAGGUAAAGAUGACCCUGUGCUUCAGUAUGUUGUGAACAACUCACUGAGGGAGAAUCCUGUCCUCACCAAACUCAGACAGAAAACCCUUGAAGACACAUGGAGCAUAAUGAUGGUUGCUAGUGAACAGGCCCAACUGAUGGCAAAUCUGCUUAAAUUAAUAAAUGCCAGCAAAACUAUAGAAAUUGGAAUGUACACAGGGUACAAUGCGCUGAGCAUGGCACUGGUUCUUCCUGAGAAUGGACGUGUGGUGGCUUGUGAAAUAGAUGACUUGUAUGUGGACACCGCCAAGCCUUUCUUUAAAGAGGCUGGAGUUGAAGAUAAGAUUGAUGUUCGUCUUCAAACUGCUAUGAAAACGCUGGAUGAGCUGUUGAAAGCUGGAGAGGCUGGCACAUAUGACUUUGUCUUCAUCGACGCUGAUAAAAGUAACUAUAACAGAUACUAUGAGAAGUCUCUGGAGCUCCUGAGGGUCGGAGGAAUCAUUGCCAUUGAUAAUGUGCUGUGGAGUGGUAAGGUGGUGGACCCUGCCCCCGAUGACCUGGUCUCUAGGACCCUGGACGCCCUCAAUAAGAAACUGCACAAGGAUGAGAGAAUUGAUCUGAGCAUGCUCACCGUGGGAGACGGCCUUACCCUGGCCAUCAAGCGCUAAUUUAAUACGAGUAAAAACUUCAUUGCAAAGGACUGACUGAAUGAACACUAUUGAUCUACAUCUAGGACAAGACCAAUUACAUUAUCACAUGCUCGUGGACAUUAAGAUAAUAAACAUGUAAUGAAGUGUAUUGAAUCUUUGUUUAAUUGCCUUUCAUUAUGAUGGCUUUUUAACAUGUUUGAAAUGUUUGAAACAAUGGUAUUCUAAUGCAUAAUUUAAGAUAUGCAAUACAGCUAGGUAAUAAGUACCAAUUAUUGAGUCUUUACAUCACUGUCAUCCUUCAUUAGAGGGCGCUGUAGUAGUACAAAGUAGUUUUCUUAGGGGAAAUGGUGCGUUAACUUUAAGAUUGCCAUGGUGACUGAAAGCGUUGCCAGUUUUUUUCUCCGACUCAGCAACGCCAACGCACACCAGAUAAUCUUUUCAUUGCUGCUGGUUUCAAUGUCGGAAUAUAAAUAUCCUUAAAACCCUUAAAAAU
This is a messenger RNA of Hypomesus transpacificus, 1321 nucleotides long. Its product is annotated as catechol O-methyltransferase domain-containing protein 1-like. Gene Ontology annotation, molecular function: S-adenosylmethionine-dependent methyltransferase activity; O-methyltransferase activity. The record is from RefSeq and is a predicted model, not a curated record. The transcript is spliced from 7 exons. NCBI's taxonomy places the organism in Eukaryota, Metazoa, Chordata, Actinopteri, Osmeriformes, Osmeridae. Bases 40 to 846 code for a protein of 268 amino acids.